Messenger RNA from Paramecium pentaurelia, 2493 nucleotides. NCBI's taxonomy places the organism in Eukaryota, Ciliophora, Oligohymenophorea, Peniculida, Parameciidae. The record is from the annotation of a GenBank genome assembly.
AUGAUACUACUCUUUUUAUUAGUUAAUGCAACUUAUCAAACAGUGAUUUAUCAGUUUUAAGCAAAUUUUAACAUAAUAGAUGGUAAUUUAUUAAUUUAUAGAUAUUUAAUAGGAUGGGAAGAUUUAGAAGGUUAUUCUAAUUUCUUUACUUGUGGAGUGCAUAAAUAUUUCGGUUCACCUAAUAAUUUUUUUUUUAUUAGCAGGAUAUUUGUUGAUUUAGAACCUCAUUCUCAUAUUAAAAUGGAGGCAGAAUUUUUAAGGUAAUUAUUAUUGUUAAUUCCAAAGAAUUGAUGAUUAUGCUCCUCUUUAUUUUGCAAUCAAUUUUAUAAGAAUGGAUUAUGCGUUAGUGGUAUCUGAUUAAAAUAAUAUUUGUGGUAAUUCAAAUUCAGAAUAAAUACAUACUAUUUCUUUAAUUUAUUCUCAUAACAGAAGAUCUAUUUGGAUAGAUUCAAAAUUUUAUAAUGGAGGAUUGAAAUCAUUCACUUUAAGUAUCAUUAAAUGUUAGUAUGAAAGUGCUGGAUGCAUUGAGAAUUAUCCUAAUUAUUAAUUAUAUUGGACAUUGCAUUAAUAUUCAUUUAAUCAUAAGUUGAUUACGAAUUUUGAUGGAUGGACUUUCGCAACAAAUUAUAUUACUAACUUAUUUUGUGGAAGAUGCGAAUUUGUCGAAUUUACUCAAAUUACAUAUUCUACUUAAAUACCUCCUCAUGAAUAUAUAUUAAUAAGGUUUUUUAAAGAUGAUUGGAAUACUAUAAUAGUAGACUAUGUAUAUGGUAAAUAAACUAUUAGUACCAAUUAUUUAGUAGAAAUAUUAAUAAAAAAUCAUUAUGGUUCUGAGCUUUUACUGGAUAUUAAAACUUAAUCAAAUUCAAUUUAUAGUAAGAUAAGAGAUUUUGAAUUAUUUUACUCUAAGUCAGAAGUACAAAUUUAAAGUUUUAAAGAAGGUUGUUUGGAAUAAGUUUAUGAUACAUGCCUGAUUUGCAGAGAAGGUUGGAUUUAAGAUGAAUUUCUAGAAAAUUGUAUUCCUAUAUGUGGUGAUGGAAUAAUUUAAGGUUAAGAGGAAUGUGAUGAUGCUAAUCUAAUAUCUAAUUAUUCUUGUUACUAAUGCAAAUAUAAAUGUAUAGAAUUUUGUUAAAUUUGUUAAUUUGGAAUUUGUUUACAAUGUGUGGAUGGAUUUGAAUUUUCUUUAAACAGGCAAAAGUGCAUACCUAUAUGUAAUGAUGGUAUCAUUUAACAAUUUGAAAUAUGUGAUGAUUAAAAUAAUAUUUAAUUUGAUGGAUGCUACAAAUGUUAAUAAAAUUGUGAUUUAAGAUGUUAACUUUGUAUAGAUUAGAAAUGUUAGUUUUGUGAGAUAGGAUGGGAACUUAGAGAUAAUAAAUGUUAUUCUAUUUGUGGAGAUGGAUUAAUUGUUUAAUAUUCAUCUGAAUAAUGUGAUGAUGGAAAUUAGAUUAAAAAUGAUGGAUGUUUUGAUUGCCAACUUGAAUGCAAAUCUAAUUGUCUUAUAUGCUUAAAUUACUAAGUUUGUAUUAUUUGUUAAGACCAUUAUCAGUUAGAAGGAUAAUCAUGUAUACCAAUCUGUGGUGAUGGAAUUAUUAUAGCUGGAUUUGAAGAUUGUGAUGAUGGAAAUAUUGAACCAAAUGAUGGAUGUUAUUAAUGUAAAUAUGAAUGUUCAUUAGGCUGUCUUGAUUGUGAAAAAGGAGGAUUUUGUAAAAAAUGUGAUAAUUAAUAUAUCUUAAAUAAUCAAACAGCUUAAUGUUAAUAAAUAGAAUAUUUAAAUAAUUAGAAUUAAGAUAUAGAUAAAAAUAAAGAUGAAAUUAAGAAUCCCUUAAAUAUUUUAUGUCAAAGAAACUUCAUUUUAAUAGAUGAUCAAUGUGUUAAUUAAUGCGGAAACGGAUUACUUUAAGAAUAAGAGAAAUGUGAUGAUGGAAAUGAUUAACCAGCCGAUGGAUGUUAAGAUUGUUUAAUUUAAUAAAAUUGGAAAUGCAUCACAAUAAUUAGAGAUUCUCCUAGUUAAUGCACAUAUGUCAAGGCUCCAAACUUAGUAAUUAAUUAUCUCAAUAUGACUUAAAAUAAAUAAUAUAUAAGCAUCUAAUUUAAUGAAUAAGUAAAGAUACUAACAAAUUAACUUUUAUCAGAAACUAUAAAUUUUGAAUUAUUAAAUAUAGAUAAGAAGAAAUGGAAUAGUAGUUUAAAUAUAAUUUAGGAUGUUGGAUUAUAUAUGAGUUUUGGAGAAUAUGUUGUUUAAAUAGAAGUUUACUAAUUACUUGAAUUUAGACCAAUCCUGAAAAUAUUAUUAAAUCAGACAGUUGUUAAUAUAAAUAAUGCUGCUUUAGAAGACUUCGAAAGAUCUAUAACAUUAUAAUAUCCAACAUAUCUAGAUGAAAAAUAAAAAGAUUAUUCAAAUAAGUUAAAAAGCCUUAAUUAAUAUAUAAUAUAUGGUUUGUCUGGAAUUACUGGUGUAAAUCUUCUAUUAGGAAGUGGAGAGUUAUUUGUUGA